CUGCCUCUAUUGGAAAUGGGCCCCAAAAAUAGGGACUAUCAGUGAAGACUUCAAAAACCGCUUUGCCCAUCUGACAAACGAUAUGACUGCGUUUUUACCGAGAUGGCAUGGUAUUGCACAUGUUUGGCACUGUUUUAUCAGAAAUGUCGGCCAUUAUCAGGAAGGUGUAGGGGCGACGGUUGGAGAGGAAAUGGAGCAAGUCAACGGUUCCAUCUCGUUGUAUGGUAACAAAACCAAGCAUAUGACUGAAAAAAAUCGGAACGACGAGUUGACUGCAGUCAUGUUGUACCUGAACAGGGAAAGAUUACGGAGGAUGCCGACGUUUCUAGCAAAGCGGAUGACCAGGGCUCGUAUUUUAGCUGAGGCGUACGGAGCCGAGCUUAGAAGAAUGUUGCACAUAUACAAUCUGGAAGAAAAAGAUUUGGCUGCUGUUAAGGCUGGGCUGAUUAAAAUGGCUGAAGAUUCUGCUGAAAAAAAUGUAAAUGCUUCUAGUAUCCCUCGAACUAGGGCUGUUCGUCAAAGAGGCGAAAUUUUAAAAAAAGCUUCGAGAAUUAUUUCGAAAACAAAUGACUGGCAUCGCAAGGAAGCCGAUGACAUGGAGCAGUCAGAUAAGUAACUUUAGAUAAUUUCUUGAAAGGGCUUUUUCCUUGGCAAAUGGCAUCGCAAAAAGAUGAAUUAAAAAAGAAUCGACAUUUAGUAGAGACUUGGAUGCUCGCAUUUCGAUACAAAGAAGAAAUUAUUUUGCUGGAAAGUGAAAUGAAAAUGUUCCUUCUUUCAACGGAACGGUCAAUUCACUUAUUACAUGAGAGAAGAAACGAGUCCCUAGGUCAAAAUUACAACCAAAGACAUCUGCGUACAAAGGCAUUUGUUAUUCAACAAAAAUUUGCCCGUUUCAAAAAAGUGAAGGCUGAAGCCAAAGUUCUUUUUGAACUACCCGACUAUGAAAUGUACGAUGUGCUGUCCGAAUGUGAAUCCGAUAUUGAAUUCAAUGGAAAAUUUCAAAGGAAAUGGAUGAAUAUUUGAAUGAAUGAAUAAGAAAUCCUUUGCCAAGUCUGUGUAUGUUUUUAAACGUAUUCCACUCUGGAUGAUGAUGUCAUUGUUGAAUACACUGCUUUUAAAACAUUAA
This is a messenger RNA of Daphnia magna, 1126 nucleotides long. RefSeq lists its product as uncharacterized. The transcript has 6 exons. NCBI's taxonomy places the organism in Eukaryota, Metazoa, Arthropoda, Branchiopoda, Diplostraca, Daphniidae. The record is from RefSeq and is a predicted model, not a curated record. Bases 83 to 616 code for a protein of 177 amino acids.